This is a messenger RNA of Rosa rugosa (rugosa rose), 1418 nucleotides long. RefSeq lists its product as uncharacterized. The transcript has 8 exons. Bases 647 to 1069 code for a protein of 140 amino acids. NCBI's taxonomy places the organism in Eukaryota, Viridiplantae, Streptophyta, Magnoliopsida, Rosales, Rosaceae. The record is from RefSeq and is a predicted model, not a curated record.
UCGCUCUCUCGCUGAAUGAUAGGAACACUUGCAGUAGUAGAUCUUGCGUUGUUGUUGUGAUUGAAAGAAAGACCGGACAGACGAAAGCGAUAGGAAGUCUUGCAAUAGUAGAUCUUCCGUUCUUGGAAUCAAAAGAAGAAGGAAAGAGGUGUGUAAUGGGAGAUGGCGUUCUAUCAAUAUGUGUAGUUUUGUGGUUUUGAAUGGGUGAUUUUGGUUGUGCUUGGGUUUUAAUUGAUGAUGGUUUCUAUGGGUAUUGAUUUUGGUUUCCAUGUGUUUGGGUGUUGUUCUGUGGUUUUCAAUGGGUGGUUUUCGUUGAGGUUUUGAUUUUUUGUUGUUAUUUGGUGAUCGCUGUAUAUGAGUGAAUGUUGGAUUUGUACAUAUUUAGCUGCAUAUAUGUCUAUCAGUUUAUCUAAGCAAUCGCUUUUUACAAUUGUCCUACGUUCCUAUAUGUGUAUUGAUUGAUAAAUUAUAGUGAGUGAGGAUUAUUAUGAUGUAAAAUUUUAAUUGGAUUACAUCUGUGAAUACAAAGAUUGCAGCUGAAAAUGCCAAGAGAGGGAUAAAGAGGUUCUUAGAACCAUCUACCGGUGAGAGAAUUGAUCAAGAAAAAUCUGAAUAUGGUCAUGUCAGAUCAAAGAGAUUGAAAAGAAUGUUUCAUCCAGAAAUUGUUGGAGGAUCUAAUGAAUGUCGGAAUGAAAUGCAAUUGAAGGGUGAUGAUGAAAGCGCUGCUGAAGGAAUGGCAGCUAAGGAUGCCAAGAAAGGAAAAAAAAGAUUGUCAAAAGAAUCCACUACUAAGAGAGUUAAUCAAGGAAAAACUGAACGUAGUUAUGUUAGAUCAAAGAGAUUGAAAAGAAUGCUUCAUCCAGAAAUUGCUCAAGGAUCUAUUGAAUGUCAGAAUGAAAUGCAAGUAGAAAAUGAUGAUCAAAAAGCUGCUCAAGGAAUAACAACUAAGGAUGCCAACAGAGGAAAGAAAAGGUUGUUAAAACGACCUAUUACUAAGAGAAUUAAUGAAGGAAAAACUGAAUGCAGUCAUGUUAAAUCAAAGAGAUUGAAAAGAAUGUUUUGCAGAUAGAUUGAUGAAAAAGAUAAUCAAUGUCAGAGUGAGACCAAAUUCAGAGAUCAACGUUCGCGACUAUUUGAUCAAGCGUCAUAUCAACAAAACAGACAAGGGUUAACUGUGAAAUACGAAGACUCAGGGGAUAAUGUGUACUCAUGUAACCAUUGUGAUGCAUGCUUUUGGCUUGGAGAAGCUAUUAAAAGAUCAACUUCAAAUGCAUCAAUUAUCUAUACAAAUUGUUGUAGGAAAGGCGAAAUCAAACUUGAAAGAUCAAAACCAACACUUGCGUAGUAGAUCUUGCGUAUUUAUAUCCUUUCCUUUUAAAGUUUAGGGAGUAAGAAAAAACAUUAUGGUUACAAUUCAC